Messenger RNA from Chara braunii, 1668 nucleotides. Lineage: Eukaryota; Viridiplantae; Streptophyta; Charophyceae; Charales; Characeae. The record is from the annotation of a GenBank genome assembly.
CUUGAGGGAAAUCACUGGCUGUCUGUUUCUACAGGACCGACCAACCUUCUGGCAAAAACCCACUAUACUACUUGCCAUAUUAGGCCUUUACACACUCACGGAGGCAGCUGUCAUUCCUCUUAAAGUGAUUUUCCAAUGGAUGGCAAUUUAGCUGAAAGAUUGGCGCAGAUACGAGCUGGCAGAGAGAAAUGGAUGCAAGAAAGACAGUUGGAACAGGACCGCAAAGAGGUUGUUGAGAGCCUUCACACCAUGGCCUUUCAAGAUCAAUCCCCCCCUGGAUCUGGAGAAAAGGGGGUCACGAGUUCGAGCUCGGGCCCUCGUCAUCCCCCGCCCGCGGCGGCGAGUCUUUUGGCACCUGAGGAGAUUAUCAAUUCGAUAACGGAGAGGAUAGCUGACAGGAUCAGGGCAGAACUGCAAUGCCAAGUGCAACAGGAGAAACAGAAAGCCGCGGACGGACAAGUUAUGGCUACUAAGAAGCUAGACAGCUAUUUGGCAUCGGAAAUCGAGAGCCACACAUGUCCAAUUUGCUAUGAGCUGAUGGCUCCCCCAAGGCACUCCCCCAUACUUUUGUUUCCUUGUGGCCACUCGUUUUGCGCGCAAUGCAUCGCAGUUCACACGAAAACAAAUCAGAAGAAGACAUGCCCGUACUGUCGCUGCAAGAUAGAGUCUCAAGCAACAAACGUUGCCCUGCAGCAGCUGAUCCAGAACUUUGUGACGAAGAAAAACACGCUUGGAAGUGACGGCUCGGCAUCUCGUCGAGAAGGAGGUACUGAGGGGGAAAGGGGGGGGACUAAAAGCGGACUCGGAAUCGAACGCCGUCGUGAUGACCUCUUAAGGAGGAGGGGGGGGGUGCAAUCAUCCUGGUCGGCAUCGGGGCCCACAACAGUCAUAGGGGGGGUCAACGAUUUCAAUUCCGUGCAUCGCCGGCAAGAGGAUGAGGCGGGGGGAACCCGGGAAAGGGAUGAAGAGCUAGAAGGGGAAUGCGAGAGAUUCACUCGCGAGUUACAAAAAGUCGAAACAAGGUGCAUUGUGUUGCAGAAUGAACUGCAUGACACGAUAGCAGAUAAAGCGGCAGCGGUCAACGCCCUGCACAUAGCGGAGCUCGUGCUCGACCACCUCAGGUCGGAAGAAGUGGAGUCGGCCAGUAAAGUCAAAAGGAUGCUCCUGGAGAUGGAAGUAAUACGGACCCAGGUCGACGAACAAGAGAAGAAACACGCACUGCUCUCGCAGACGCUGAAAGAUAUCGACACAAAAGUCGACUUGAUUUGCAGGGCAUUGCAACCGCUGACAAAUGAGCGCAACAAAUUGGAAUUACUUCUUCAAAGCAGCAACACUAAGCUCUCCUCCGUUCCAUGCGAUUGAGUGAGCAGUGAGCACCAUACAUAAUAAUUUAACGCUGCAUUACCUUAUUGAAUGUAUUUCACUCAUUACUAUUCUUCUGGGUAAUAUACUAAUAAACUUAAAUAAAUAUAAUAUAAUGUGGGUCAUUGUGCGACAGUUAUACGCCAAGACAUGUUCUCCCUGAAUUAAAAAAAAUAAUAAUAAUAAAAAAAUAAAAAUAAAAAAAAAUUUGACAACCCAGGCAGAGCAGUCCGUAAACUACAAACCGGAGUGAAAAAAGAGAAAAAAGAAAUGAGCAGUCCAUCAUGAUAAAUCAUAAUUGUUUUC